This is a messenger RNA of Heterotrigona itama, 1595 nucleotides long. The record is from the annotation of a GenBank genome assembly. NCBI's taxonomy places the organism in Eukaryota, Metazoa, Arthropoda, Insecta, Hymenoptera, Apidae.
AACAAUAGAAAAUGAAAAAUUAAAUGAGAUGUACAGUCGCUGUUAUAUAUAUAUAUCGCGACAUCGAUUAUUGUAGAUUAGGUCUGUCCAAUUUCUCUCUCUUCGCGAGUCAUACGAGCCGUUUUUACGCAUGCUCCACUCUCAUUUAACUGACUGAGUCUGCCAUCAUGUCAUAAUCGGUGAAACCAACGCAUAUGAAACACGACUCAUUGUCAAUAAGAACGACAUACGACAAACAGAUUAACAAAUGCGAUAGUGUGGCUCGUGCCGAAGGGAAAAGAAACGAUGAAGAAAAAUAAUACUCAGGUUAAAGGAGACUGGCAUAAUUAUUUGGCAUUUACGUGAUGUCAUCCGUAGACGAGACAAUUACAAUCUCCGCGAGGUCACUGUAGAGCACGACAGACCUAAAUCGAGAAAAGGGCAGUAGUGAUUUAUUGCAGCGAAAUCAGUGCCGUAUUCUACGUGAGAUUGACGGCAAUGACGUAUAAAAAACACAUCAAUGACGCUCAGCCCGCGACGGUUGACGAGCACUUUCAACUGAUCUUGGACGACAGAGAAAUCAUUGACUCUGAGUUCGUCAAAGUAACACCGGAUGAUCUACCUGACUGGUUCGAUGAGAAGUUGUUCAAAAUGUUCUCUUGUUCACUAAACAAAAUGCCACGUUCAAGUUAUCUUACAAGCGAUUCGCCGAAACGGUAUUGCUCAUGUACGCGCUCUUUCGCUUCGACAUGCUCGCCCCAAAUUCAAAUUGGUUCAAUGCGCUGAACGUGAUUCGACGAAGACAUGCGAACGUCAGUAAGAGGCGCGUUCAACAAGGCCUGCAUGGGAUAUACCAGAAGGACAUGGCCAUCACGCAAUUUGGUUUCGUAGGAUUCAUUUUCGUAUGUCCCGAAAAACUGGGACUCGCGCGUAGGACGUACGAGCAGAUGAAAGGUCUCAACCAUUUGUGGCAAGUCACCGGUCACUUGUUGGGAAUAGAUGAUAGAAUAAAUAUUUGUAGAAGAACUAUAAAGGAAACGACGGAACUAUGUAGGAGAAUUCAGAACGAAAUACUGGCAAAACAUCUAGAAAAUCCACGUCCAGAAUUUCUACGGAUGACGAGGAAUAUAACGCACGGAUUGUGGUACGUCGAUAUUUCGAUCAAUGAGGAUGCUUUUCUGGCACAGACGUACGAUCUAACAGGAGUAAAAUACGUUCCAAUUAUUGGUUGGCUGUUACGAGAAGCAUUUAAUUUAAUUCUAGGCCUAACCUACUGGAUUCUAGAAUAUUAUCCAAUAAUACCAAUCUUAGCAUUUGGAAAAAAAGAUGGACAAAUUGUUUUAUAUCCAAAAACAUAGUAUAUAUUAAACAAUAAAAUAACAUAAUGUAAAUGGGGACAAAUACAUAAAUGUACAUAUACAACGUAUUCAGAUUAGUAUUGAAAUAAUAAAGUGGGAUUUAUGCAUAUAGGAUGCAUAUAUGAUGCAUCUUAUAUAACAAGGCAUGUAUGUACCUCGCUUGUGGCGCAGUUGUAAUCUGAAUCGAUAACGUCGCAUGUGACAUGACAAUGGUAAAGAAUUAGCUAGCUCUCAAAAUAAUAAUGACAAGAAAAAGAA